Messenger RNA from Paramecium sonneborni, 750 nucleotides. NCBI's taxonomy places the organism in Eukaryota, Ciliophora, Oligohymenophorea, Peniculida, Parameciidae. The record is from the annotation of a GenBank genome assembly.
AUGUCUAAAAGAAAGGCGCAAUUUUAUAAUGAUAUGGACUUAGAAAUUGAAUAGCCACAAUAUAAUUUUAAUUUACUUAACAAUCAUUCAUCUAUUUAAGAUAAGAAGUAAAUAUUAUAUUAAUAAAGAAUACGAAAAGGCAAACUUCAUGUGAAUUCCAAAAUUAAUAAUUAGAUUAGUUCAAAUCCAUCAUUAAAAUGUUAAUUAGAAACAAAAGCUAAUUAACAUAAUAAAACAUCAUAAUUGAAUAGAAAAUAAAUUUUAACUUCUAAGAAAGAAAAAUAUAAUAAUUUAGAAUAAUUACCUCAUUUUCUUAGUGUUCUUAAAAAAAGCUUUAAUAAACCAGAUUUUGAUAAUAGAUAACAAUCUAUUGAGUUAAAAAAUAACUUACAAAAGUAGAUAUUUCUCCCAUUAUUUUCUAUAAAAGAAAUUGAAGAAUACAUAUUAUAUUAAGUAAAUAUUUGAUUUAUUAUAAGUCUAAACUUAAAUCUGUCAAAAUAAAUGAUUCACUUUAUUUAAAAGAAAAUUUGGAAUUGAUUGUAUUUAAAUUCGAAAAGUAGCACAAAAUUAAAAUUGAGUACAAUAUUCAAUAAAGAUAGACCAGGCUUAAUUGAAGGUUUAAUAUUAAAUGAUAAAAUUCUGAAGAAUCAAAAUUAAAUUUAUUUAGAGUGCUAUUCAAAUCAAAAAAUAUACUAAAUUUAAAUAGAAUUUGAAGAUAAGCUGGAUUAUGAAUAAUUUCAAUUAUUUUGA